GUACGUGUGUCAUGUUGUCCAGCUCAGGUUUUAUAGCCCAGCUGUCUAAAAAUAUAAUGUUAAACAGGCUCGGGGAGUGGUCACCAGUCCGUCUGUAGUUUUUCUGUUUAGGGAGAUCUUUGUUGAUACUCAGAGCCGGUUUACACAUGUUCAUUAAGGAAAGGGGUUCUGCUUCCUGCUUAGCAACAGAUUUAAAUAAGGGAUGUGGGUUUUUUGGGGCGUUUUUAGGGAAUAACAGAUGAACAAUGAGCUCCUGCGUGGUGAAAUCCAAGAGGAGGAAUCCAUAUGCAGCAGUGCAGGUAGACCCUGACAGUGAUUACGUCACACCUGGAACAUUGGACCUGGAGCAGCUCUUCUGGACUGGCACCACAGCUCAAUAUACCCAUGUCAAUCAGGUCUGGCCAAGGAUUUACAUCGGGGAUGAGAAAACGGCUCUUGAGCGGCCUGGGCUCAGGGAUCUGGGUGUCACUCAUGUCCUGAAUGCAGCAGAAGGAAAGUGGAACAAUGUGCUGACUGGAGCUAAUUACUACAGCGACCUGGACAUCCAGUACCUUGGUGUGGAAGCUGACGACAAACCCACCUUCAACAUCUCCCAGUACUUCUUCCUGGCGGCAGAGUUUAUCCAUGAGGCCCUGAGCCGCCCACAGAAUAAGGUGCUGGUUCACUGCGUGAUGGGUCGCAGCAGGUCAGCCACUCUGGUCUUGGCGUACCUGAUGAUGAAGCACGGCUUAACUGUAGUGGAAGCCAUUGAGCAUGUGCGGCAGCACCGCUGCAUCCUGCCUAAUCACGGCUUCCUGAAACAGCUCAGAGCGCUGGACAUCACGCUGCAGGAGGACAAGCUGAGACGGAAAAGAGACAUGGAAGACCAAGAAAGCAAAACAGAAACAUGACAUACCUCUUUAUUUUCUUUGAUGUAACCCGGUGUGAAUAUAAAUGUAAAUUUUUUUCUCAUAAUUAUGUUGUACUUUCCUUCUUCUUGCAUGGUGUUGCAUGCAGUUCCAAUGAGAAUUUCAUAAAUUCAUCAUAUAAUUGAAUCCCAUGUCAAUAUUGUCCUUUUAAUAAGUUAAUUUAGCUUUUUUUCCCAGGCUGUAAAGAUUACACAGCAAUUAAUGCAUUUUCAAUACAAUUGCUUGCAAGUUUGAACCUAUUGUGGAUUUUCUCUAAUCCACAAAGGACUAUAAUUAUGAUUAACUGAUUUAUAAAUUGAACCACUGAAACAUGAAUUUUGUAGCCAUAAAUGGACACCUUAGAUAAUCUUGGCUACAUAUUUGCCCUGUUUUCUUAUCAGAAUUGGCAUAGUUCAAUUCAAUUAGAUUGUUUGAUUUUCUUGCAUCACCUGGUUUUGCACAUAGUCAUUUAUGAAGUUUUGUUAUGUUUGAGGUCGAGUCUUUGGGUGGACCGUUCAACAUUACCUCACUUUGUAUGAUUUAGUUCAGUUUUUAUUUUGUCCUGUGUUUUAGUUCUCGUGUUUUGAGUUAUUCCUGGAUUUUGUAUUUAUCUCUCGGUUCCUUUAUCAUUCCUUUUGUUUAAGUGCUUUUUCUCCUUUGUGUCUCCAGCUGCAUCUGUUAGUUUAUUCCCCUGGUUUCCAUUAAAAUUCACCUCAUCGUGUUGUUUGUCGCCCUCCUGUUUGCAUUUGGGUCUUUCUCACUAACUGUCAGGCAUGAUAGUGCUACACCCAAAAAUGCUGGGUAAUUUUUGUUACACCCAUCUAGUAAUAAAUUCAAUAAAAGGCUCAAAUUGUU
Molecule: messenger RNA, 1742 nt
Organism: Fundulus heteroclitus (mummichog)
Lineage: Eukaryota; Metazoa; Chordata; Actinopteri; Cyprinodontiformes; Fundulidae
Product: dual specificity phosphatase DUPD1
Exons: 4
Coding region: 246-890 (214 amino acids)
Biological process (GO): protein dephosphorylation; negative regulation of MAPK cascade
Cellular component (GO): cytoplasm
Molecular function (GO): MAP kinase phosphatase activity; protein tyrosine/serine/threonine phosphatase activity
Source: RefSeq, a predicted model, not a curated record